This is a messenger RNA of Porites lobata, 961 nucleotides long. NCBI's taxonomy places the organism in Eukaryota, Metazoa, Cnidaria, Anthozoa, Scleractinia, Poritidae. The record is from the annotation of a GenBank genome assembly.
AUGUAUAUAGAGACUUCGUUACCUAGGCGACAAGGUGACAACGCAAAACUUCAAGUGUCAGUUCCUGGAAAUGGUGCAGCAGCUUGUCUUGAUUUCUAUUAUCACAUGCAUGGUGAUACCAUAGGGACUCUUAAUGUUUACAGUGGAAAUGAGUUGGUCUUCAAUGUAUCUGGGAACCAGAGCAACAGCUGGAUACGAGCAAGGGAAACGAUUUAUUUGCGUCACGUUGUAAGUUUAAUAAAGCUUGAAUGUUGGUAUUCAGACGGCUGUACGUUUUCAGAAAUCAAUUAAUAUCCUCAGAGAUCGGUUGAAAAUCCUAAGUACACAAAAAGGAUCCAUCAAAUUAUCUUGCUAAACCUCCUCACUAUCUUUCCAUAGAUCCUCCUCGGAUUACUGGAUCUAUCAAGUGUCCUUGCCUUAGAUACUUGCGCAAGUGAAAUUAUGAGCGCGUUAAUUUUCAGUCUGUGAAACAGGGUGGCUUAGAGGAGAAAAUCUCAGUAUUCCCAAUGGGAGACAAACUUGUGACCUUGUGGUUUCUAGACUAGAUGCUCUAUCACAAAGUUACAGGAGACUCAUGGUAGCUAAGACCACUUAUUAUAACUAGAUUAAUGAGACAAAAGUCAAGCAUAAUGCUAAGACUAAAUUUAAAUGUUGAUAUGUGCUUGUGCGCAACGAUACAGAUGUGAUAAAAAUUCACCAUUCGCUAUGUGAAUCAUAGCUUCUUUUGUGUAGAUUACCUCUUUCAUGAUCACGCCGUUUUCACUGUCAUUUUGGUUGCCACUUGCAUCGAUGCCACUUGGUUGAAUCAGAUACUUCCUAAUGCUUUGUAUUUCACUUAUAGGUAACCAUUGAAGGUAUUGUGGGAUCAUCAUUUACAGGAGAUAUCGCAAUCGAUGAUGUGUUAAUCACCAGUGGAAGCUGUUUUAGUCCUUCUGUGUUGCCGACGAAUCAAAGCAUUGGA